Salvelinus sp. IW2-2015 is the source of this 822-nucleotide messenger RNA. RefSeq names its product glutathione S-transferase Mu 3. Gene Ontology annotation, molecular function: glutathione transferase activity. Gene Ontology annotation, biological process: glutathione metabolic process. The record is from RefSeq and is a predicted model, not a curated record. NCBI's taxonomy places the organism in Eukaryota, Metazoa, Chordata, Actinopteri, Salmoniformes, Salmonidae.
CAGAACAGUAGUAACCUUUCUCAUUCCAGACAGUGAAGGCUCCCGUAUAUAAAGUCUCGAUAGGCGUCUGCGAGAACUCAUUUUAACACCGUUGUUCACAAUAUACUACGUGCUGUAUUCUGUGCUGCUACUUUGUUCGUGAAAAGGUACAACAUGGCAAUGAAGUUGGCUUACUGGGAUAUUCGCGGGCUUGCUCAGCCCAUUCGUCUGCUCCUGGAGUACACUGACACUAAAUAUGAGGACAAGUUCUACACCUGCGGAGAAGCUCCAAACUAUGACAAAAGUUGCUGGUUUGAUGAGAAGCACAAACUGGGCAUGGACUUCCCCAAUCUGCCGUAUCUGGAGGACGGAGACAGGAAGAUUGUCCAGAGCAAUGCCAUCAUGAGAUACAUCGCACGCAAACACAACCUCUGUGGGGAGAGCGAAGACGAGAAGGUUCGUGUGGACACUCUGGAGAAUCAGGCGAUGGACUUCCGGAACGGAUUUGUGAUUAUGUGCUACACAGACUUUGACAAGAUGAAGCCAGGCUACACAGAGAGACUGCCUGGAACACUGAAGCAGUUCUCAGAGUUCCUAGGAACCAGGAAGUGGUUUGCUGGUGACAAGAUCACCUUUGUGGACUUCAUCAUGUAUGAGCUUUUGGAUCAACAUAUAAUGUUUGACGCCAAGUGCCUGGACGACUUCAAGAACCUACAGGAACUUGUAGACCGCUUUGAGGCUCUGGAGAAGAUUGCAGCCUACAUGAAGUCAAGCCGCUUCAUAAAGACUCCUGUCAAUAACAAGAUGGCCAAGUGGGGCAACAACAAAGAGUAAAGAAACCAA